Prorocentrum cordatum is the source of this 246-nucleotide messenger RNA. The record is from the annotation of a GenBank genome assembly. NCBI's taxonomy places the organism in Eukaryota, Dinophyceae, Prorocentrales, Prorocentraceae.
CUUCAUCCUCAGGGGGCAACGGCGCCUGCCGUGCUGGCCAGGCUGUCGCCAGACUUCGGGCAGGUGCGGUGCUGGAACUUCCGCUCCAAGACCGGCUUCACCGCCGUCGGCUUGCGCCCGCGCGCGCGGGAGGAGCCCGAGGUGCAGACCUGCGGCGUCCUCUUCCCCGCGUCCAGCUCGAUGGACGCCUUCGACGCCAGGGAGGUGGGGUACAGGCGCGAGCAGCUCGACCCCGCUCACAUCUGA